Messenger RNA from Psammomys obesus (fat sand rat), 7531 nucleotides. It is a transcript of the gene Vipr1, whose product is annotated as vasoactive intestinal peptide receptor 1. Gene Ontology annotation, biological process: adenylate cyclase-modulating G protein-coupled receptor signaling pathway; cell surface receptor signaling pathway. Gene Ontology annotation, molecular function: G protein-coupled peptide receptor activity; peptide hormone binding; vasoactive intestinal polypeptide receptor activity. NCBI's taxonomy places the organism in Eukaryota, Metazoa, Chordata, Mammalia, Rodentia, Muridae. The record is from RefSeq and is a predicted model, not a curated record. Gene Ontology annotation, cellular component: plasma membrane. The coding region runs from base 2907 to 4085 and encodes 392 amino acids. The transcript is spliced from 12 exons.
AACAGGGGAGUCCCAAGUCCCCUCAGGUCACCAGCCCGGCCUUCCAGAAGAGCCAGUCACAUGAGGCUCAGGGGCAGAGGUCACACUGCUGAGCUCUGGGUAAGGGCUGCAGGACCUCCAUGCUUCCCUGACCCCACCCAGGUCUGGGAGUUCCCAGCCCUUCUGUGUGAACAAGGUGGUAGACCAAGACUCCGAAAGCACAGAGGCGGCUGUGCUCCUUAGGGUCCGGACCCAACUGUUGGCCCACCCAAGGAGGGGGGCAUAGGAUGCUCAGGAGCCGGUCCAUGAUGAGGCCUCUCGCUCGCCCACUUGGGGGCACUCCAAAUCAACUUCCUUGGCCCCUGACUUACCUAGAGCUCAGAUGAGACCGGCUGGCCAGACCCUGCCGCAGGCCAUCAAGACAGACGACGGCUCUGCUUGGUGUGGUUGUUCAGGGUUGAGCAAAUUUGCAGGGGUGGGCAAGUCCAGGGGAGCAAUGGGGCUGAGAGAGUGGGACGCCCAGGCUCCCCGUGCUGGGAGAGAGCUGGUGCGGCAGAGGUGGAAAGGCAGCUGGGCCUCCAUCUGGGUCUUCUCCCUCGGCUGGGCUCACGGGUACAGAAUGGAGCACCUGUGCAGGGAGCACCUGUCAGCCUCACAGGCCCUGGCUCCUGACCCCACUCUGAAGCUGCUGCACAACCUUUGGUGGUCCUUCCUGAAGACGGGUGCACAGGCCUGCUGUGCUCACGAGUGUAUGUGGGCCUGGCAGGGGCCACGCUCUGCGGCAGUGUGGCCCCUGACACCUGUAGACCGAGGCCUGGGUGGCUGGCUGACUAGACCUGCCUGUGUGCCCCGCUCUGCACUGCCAGGCUGCAGACUGGCCUCGGAAGGCCUCACCAUAGUGGGGGAGCCAGAGGAGCUUGGACGCCAGACCCUGGGUCCCAGAGGGGGCCUGGCCACCGUCCUGGUCCCAGUGAGGUCACUGUUGGCACGGGGUGCUUGUGGGAUGCCAGCGCCCAGUCCGCCAGGCAGGCAUCUGGAAGAGGGCAGGUGUAAGUGUGCAAACUAGGGUCUGCCCUGGCUGCUGCUGACGCUCCGUACACACUCACAUCGCUGCAAGAGGGCAUGCCUGGCCCAUGUCUGACUCUGCCUUCCCUGCGCCUGUCUCUGUACGGCAGAGGCCUGUAUCUGUGUAAACCUGUAUGUGACAUGUGUGUGCGGUCCCUGAGUGUCUGUGUGAGUGCUUGGGUGUGUGGUCAGACUGUGUGUUGUGUCUCUCUGUGUCUGCUCCCUCAGUGGCCUUCCUGUGGCCACACACGUAUGUUUGCAUGUGUGUCCGGAGUCAGUAUGUCUGAGAAUACGUGUGAGUGUGCAUUGUGAUAUCUAGGAAAUUGUAUAAAAUCAACCCACUGGGGCCUUCGUUCGUGCCGGCUUCUCCAUCCCUCAUGUCAGCCUCUUAGGUUUUGCUGCUGGGCUCUCAGCCCUGAAUGGACACACGAGGAAACCGCGCAUACACACACAGCCAUUUCUAGAACUGAACCAGCCUUCCUCAUGACUGUCGUUACUCCAUGACUUCCCAGCCCAGCUGCCCAGCAAGCCAGGCCUGAGGUGCUUGGCAGCACACACCUCUCCUCCUCUGUUCCCUGACUUGCUGGCUGACCAAGGCCCAGGCCCAGUGCACCGCUCGGCCUACUGUGCUGCACUUCUCUGAGGCCCAAUGCGGCCUCCGCUCCGCACCGGGCAGAGCCCAGUCCCUUCUAUUCUGCCCCACCUCUGCUGAAGCUGAGUCCAGGCCCUGGCACACGAGCGCACGCGCGUGCGUACACGUACACGCCCCCAUGCACGCACACACAUACACACACACCUCUUCAGCUCAGGCUGGCAGCUCUGGAAGCUUGAGGCCUGGCGGAGACCCAGACACAAUAGCUGGCCUGCAGAACAGGGCGUGCCCAAUACUGUCAUUCAGGGUACAUAAAGUCCAGCGGCAGCCAGAUUCCCAGAGAAAUGCUUCUGAGCCCCGAAAGCCCGGAGGAAUGUGUGACUGGGCGAGAGGCGGGCCACACCUCGUCCGGCCACCUUGCCUCGUUUCCUCAUCUGUGAAAUGGACUGGUUACAUAAGCUGAGACAGUGUUGAGACAUCCCAGAGCUAGGGCUCACGGUGUUAACUGAGCCAGGCAGGGGCUCAGGGGCAGACCUGCCUGGCCUCAGGGGCUCCUCGAGACAGACUGAAGGACUCCUUAAAGCUGUGGCUCAUGGGAAGAGGGACCAUGGCCUUCUGGACUUCGUCAGCCGUGGCUACAGGUGCCACCUGGCUGCUGUGGCUGCAGGAGGGCCUUCCCCGCUGCCCCACCCCUCCUCAGCUGCCACAGGACCACGGCACUGAGAGCCUGAGGCUCCUCCCCCUCCCCUUCCCAGGCCCCCUUCUUGAGAACUUGUGAACCUUCGGACCUGGGCUGGUCUGGGCUUGGCCCAGCUGGCAUCGACUUUGCCUCUGGGGUGGGGUUUCCUGAGCAGGUCUGUGGGGCUGGGAUUGGCAGCACUUCGAAGAGACCGACUCACUCAAGAGAGGAGUUGAGGGGAGUCCUCUUAUCACAGGGCAUCCAGGUUCGUAGAGACCCCGGAGACGCCCCUUGGCAGCCUCAGCAGCCAGACUCCCAGCAGGAACAAGUCUUCGCUCACCGGGCCUGCACUGCUUUGCAGCUCCGUGACAGGCUAGCUGCCGCUGUGCUGCGCUGCCUUUCUGUGAGAAAACAGGAUUCACAAGGCGCACUCCAUGUUUUCCAACAGUGGUGGUCUCUAACAGGGCCCCUGGGUGGAUCUUGCUCUCUUUGAAUGUGGAUUAUUAGCCUUGUUUGUGCGGGAAGGCAGGCUUGAACUGUGGGGCUGAAUGACUUGAUACUGCUGCGGUAAUUUGGUAAGGCUGUGGCACGAUGUGGGACAACCUCACCUGCUGGCCGGCGACUCCUCGGGGCCAGGUGGUGGUCCUGGGCUGCCCCCUCAUCUUUCAGCUCUUCUCUGGUCACGGCCAUAACGUCAGCCGGAGCUGUACCGGAGAGGGCUGGUCAGACCUGGAGCCGGGGCCCUACUACACCGCCUGCGGCCUGGAUGACAGGCUGUUCGGUGUGGAUGAGCAGGAACAGACCGAGUUCUACAGCGCUGUGAAGACCGGCUACACCAUUGGCUAUGGCGUGUCCCUCGCCAGCCUCCUGGUUGCCAUGACCAUCUUGAGCCUGUUCAGGAAGCUGCACUGUACCCGAAACUACAUCCACAUGCAUCUCUUCAUGUCCUUCAUCCUGAGGGCCACUGCCGUCUUCAUCAAGGACAUCACCCUCUUCAACAACAGGGAGGUGGACGACUGCUCAGAGGCCUCGGUAGGCUGCAAGGCAGCUGUGGUUUUCUUCCAGUACUGCGUCAUGGCCAACUUCUUCUGGCUGCUGGUGGAGGGCCUCUACCUACACACCCUGCUGGCCGUGUCCUUCUUCUCUGAGAGGAAGUACUUCUGUGGAUACAUUCUCACCGGCUGGGGAGUGCCCAUUGUGUUCAUCAUGAUCUGGACCAUCGUCAGGGUCCAUUUUGAAGACUUCGGGUGCUGGGACACCAUCCACUCCUCCCUGUGGUGGAUCAUAAAGGGCCCCAUCCUCGCCUCCAUCCUGGUGAACUUCAUCCUGUUUAUCUGCAUCGUCCGGAUCCUGGUUCAGAAGCUGCGGCCACCUGACAUCGGGAAGAAGGACAGUAGCCCAUACUCGAGGCUGGCCAAGUCCACGCUCCUGCUGAUCCCGCUGUUUGGAGUUCACUAUGUCAUGUUUGCCUUCUUCCCUGACAACUUCAAGGCUGAGGUGAAAAUGGUCUUCGAACUUGUCGUGGGGUCUUUCCAGGGUUUUGUGGUGGCCGUCCUCUACUGUUUCCUCAAUGGCGAGGUGCAGGCCGAGCUGCGGCGGAAGUGGCGGCGGUGGCACCUGCACGGCGUCCUGGGCUGGCGCUCCAAAUCCCAGCACCCGUGGGGAGGCAGCAACGGCGCCACGUGCAGCACCCAGGUCUCCAUGCUGACCCGCGUCAGCCCCAGCGCGCGCCGCUCCUCCAGCUUCCAAGCCGAGGUCUCCCUGGUCUGACCGCCAGAGGCCGCCAGGCCUCUCCGCAGCCUCCACGCUGCCCGGGAGCGGAGGUUGCAGCGGCGCGGCUGGCUCCAGCCUCGGGCCGACGCUCUCCUUCGCGGCCAGGACUGGGUCCACGUUCCCGGGAGCAAGGAGGCCUGACCCUGGAGGAUGCCGGGAGGAACCAGCAUCACACCCGCCUCCGUAGGCUGCUCUGCCAAUCGUGCGCACCAAAUCUGCUUACACCUCCUGAAAAGCAGCCGUCUGUCCUUAAAGCUUUGGAACCCUGAGGGCGGAAAGGUUCCGCCCUGAUCGUGCCUAGAAUUCUGAUGUGGCCCUCACAGCGCUCUGGGUUAAGCGUUGCCAGCGAGGCUCCUCUCUGAGGACGCAGCCCCUUCCCUAGUGCCCUGCUUUUAUCUGGCAGCCGCUCCGGGUGGGUGAGUUCUCUACCUCAGGCAGACAUGGUUGCCACCUGGAGUUUCCGUUUGUGGGUCCCAGCUGGGGUCCUCCCUCAGGAUGGAAUGGCCCCGGUGUGUCCUCCGACCUGGUUGCUCAGGGAAGGGAAAAGACAGCCCCAGCCAGCGAUCACGCAGCGGCUUGUCCAUCACGUAGGACCAGUCACGCCAGCCUUACACACAACCAAAGCAAUACGGAGCGGCCCGCCCUGGCGCACAUCUCCAGGCCAGCUACUGCAGCAAGGGCCCGAGACUAAGCACACAGGCCCCUUGAUGCUGAGGCCUCCCUGACAGCACUGGUAGUGAAACCGAGUCUGGGAGAGAGCAGGUCUCUUUUCCUGUUGCUCGUGCAAACAUGAAGACUACCUUUUGGCAUACUGUGAUCUGCGAGUUCUCCUGGGGUUGUAUUACACAGAUGUUACUGCCCUUGCUCCCCACUUCCUGUGCCUCCCGGGAGAGUGGCUGAGUGGCUGCUGACAGAAAAGCCUGCGGGUCAAGGUUAGGCCUCCCUCCACCCUGGGCCUCUAACCCAAGCUGGUAUCAGCAGGCCCCCUCAGAGCCGCACCCGGCUUUGUGACAGUAAAUCCUGGCUCUACCGCCCUGGCUUAGUUCUCCUGCUCCCUCUAAGCAGCUGUGUGACCUCUGCUCCAGUGAGAGGGGCCACUGAAGCUACCACCCUCCUGGCUUUGGACAGGAACCCCACGUUUCCAUGUGAGGACUUACCCCAAGAGCCUUUGAUUCACACCCUGAGUGUGAAGAGGUUGUAACAGGUUCCACUGUGACCCUCUCCCCCCUACACCCAGCUGGAAGGAGACAGACUCUGCCUCAUACCAAAUCAAAACAGCCAGCGGAGCUGUCGGAAGCAGCAAAGGUUCAGUCAUUCCUGGAGACACAGCAAAGGGAAUGUGACAACCGGGUCUCGUUGCCUGGGGGCCAACCGACAUGCUAGUGAGUGCAAACCCCCAGCACGAACAGUGGAGAGAGAGGCUGUGUGCCGAGUGGAAAGGUUUGCACGGCCGAGGGGCAGGCGGGUGGCACUGGCCGGUCGAGGGACAGCCCGAGAGAGUGUGUGCAGACACACCUGUAAACGUCGGGUUGUCUUGCUGGUGAAGCCACAUGUAGAUGCCAGGCUGUUGUAAAGAAGCCAGGAUGAGCUAGCAGAGGCUCAGAUCUGUCGUCAGGGCCCCUUCAAAGGCUGCCCCCUCAGUACUGUGCCAGGACAGAUCAGAAAUAGCUUCCGAGGCCAGAAGGGCCCUGUGCCUGAAUGAACAGGCCUGGGAUUCCCCCAGCAGUGGUGUGUUGUGGCAUCAGGGUAAGGCACAGAGCCCUGGGUGGGCACCAGUGUCCAGCCAGGAGGACAGAGAGUGAGUAAAAGCCAAAGUGCGUCCGAGAGGGGAAGGGCAGAGGUGGGCACUGCCCAGAGAAGGCAGUGAGUAGCUCAGCGGGGCACGUUCUGUGAUGAAGAGGCUGGCAGCCUUGGGUGAGGGGCUGAGAAGACACGCUGGCAGCCUGGGUUAGUGACAGGCGUGGGGUGCUAGGCCUCCUCAUCCCAGCCUGCUUUUCCUCUCCCAACACCAGGCCCUCCAGUCCUGCCAGGCACCUGUCAGGCCAGGCCAAUUCAUCUCUAUCGCCAUCUGGUGGGCGCUUUAAAGACUUUACCAACUUGGGCGGCCCUAGCUUAUGGCUGUCAGGUAGCUCUCACAGCGGGAGGCAACAGACUCAGAAGGCAGGCUUCCGAGUGUGAGAGAAAGGGUGUGGUGAGGAUCACCCCUACGGCCAGCCCCACACCUCACCCUCAGUCAAACCUACCGGACCUGUGUGAGUCAGGCCUGAUGGAACCCAGACUCCGGUCGGUGCUCCUUAGAAUGGAACCCUUCCCACACCCUCCAAGGCAGCGUCCAGCUAACUGAGGGGUUAUGGAGAGGAAGCUGCACCAUGUGAGCUCGGAGGCUCUGUCAGCUCCGUGGAAAGGCUUGCUUGCAGGUGGUCCUCCCGCUCUGCAGCACUGCCUGUUCCAGGAGGCGGGCCGCUUGCUAGCAGAACAGCACUCAGGCAUUUGAGGGCCAGGAGGGUGCUGGGGUGCCAGGGACACCAGAGUCCGGCUGGUAGACAUUGGGGCUCUUGCCAGUAGACAUAAAGAGAAGGUUUAUCAGAUGAGGUCGAGAGAUGGUGAGAGGUUGAUGCGGAGGAGGACCCAGGGUGGAUGUCUGCAAAGGGAGCCAGGCCAUCAACAGGAAAGGGAGGGGUCAGUUGGUGAGACAAUGGCCUGGUUUGGGGCACGCAGAAGGGCAGAAGGGAAUGGGAGAGGUAUAUGGAAAAAAGACCCUGUAAGGCUGUUGGAAAUAGGACCUUAAAGGGACAGAAGGUGGGAAGAGCAAGGCAGCCCCUUUGGAAGGAACGGUGAGUGUAAGGCAAGUCUCCAGGCGUCCCAUGGGUGUGCUGGGCAUUAGGGUAAGGAAUGUGACUCAACCCCUCCAUCCGAGUUGCUGGUCGUCGGUCUGUUGGUCAGUCUGUUUUAAUGAGCAGUGGCUGGGUUUCCCUCCCCCCAUGUGGGAACAGGAAGGACUCUUAUCUCUGGGGGAAGGGGAAGGGGUGGAGCCACAGCUGGCAGUCAUUAGAUGUCCUGCUCCAGCCAGGGAUGGCCAAGAUAUUAUUAGCCCCAGAUCCCCUGAAGUCACAGCGUCCCAGGAAAGGGACGAGUAACCUCGGCAGGCAGGCCAGCAGAUGGGUCAGGAGGCCAUCAUGGUAAUGCCCCGUCCUCUGCGGGAGACAGAUGAGGCCACCAAAAGCCAGAGAGGGGAGUCAUUGUAGAGGCUGGAGCUGAACCCAGCUCUCCAAAUCCCAUAGUCGUGCCUCAGCUAUGCUACACAAAGUCAAGGAUGAGCAUUCGUGUGCCCUCCCUGGAGACCAUUUAGCAGUCCUGAUUCUGUCUUGAUACAUUGUUUAUCCUGUAUUUUUGCAUUUAUUUUGAUAUUUUAAAAUACUGCAUUAAAAUAUUAUUUACCUUGA